GCUCCCGUAUUUGCAUAACCACGCCCCACGGCCUGGCCCGGCUCCUCCCCGCCUGCAGCAGCCUCCGGGCGCUGUUUGCUCCCAGUUCCCUCUCAGUGCUCCCAGUAAGAGCGAUACUGGGAGGGAAACCGAUCCCAAUUCCUUCCCGCUGCUCCCAGCAUCGCUCCCAGUUGCUCCCCGGAUUGCUCCCUGAGCCGCGCAGGGCGGGGUCGCUUUGGAAGCCGCCCAGGGCAGAACACGGCUGCUUUUGGGUGUCGGCUCCGCCCGGGCCGGGCUGGGAGCGGAGGAGGAGCGGGAGGAAGAGGACGGAGAUAGAAGGAAAAGAAGAAAAGAUAAAGAGUAGAGGGAAGAAGAGGAGGAACAGGAAGAGGAAGAGCGAGAGGAAGAGGAGGAGAAGCAGCAGUACGCAGUUCGCUUGCCCGCUGAGGCCGCAGCUCCCCCGGCUCCGGCGCCAUCGCCCACCCGUAACUCGCAGCAUUUCCCAUUCCCACACCUCGGCCCGAUGGAGGAGGAGGAGGAGGAGGAGGCCGCGAGUAAGAGGAAGAUGGGCCGGGAGCCCCAGGCAGACAAGGAGCUGAGCACGGAGACCAGGGAGGAGAAAUCCCCGCGGCAGAUCCUCGUGGAAGAGGCCGUUUUGAGCGGCUCCGCGGCACAGGAAUCCAGCGGGGAGGAAAAGCCACGGAGAUCCCCCACGAGGAGGGGCUGCAAACGCAGAUCACAGGGAUUCGAGGAGGAAAGAUCAACCCUGGGCCAGGAAGGCAGCCGGAGAUCGGAGCUGGCGGUCCCCGAGCAACUUUGGGAUGGGGAGAAGCCCCACAAGUGCUUGAAAUGUGUGAAGAGCUUCAGCUGGAGAUCCCAACUUAUCCAGCACUGGAGAAUCCACACGGGGGAACGGCCCUAUGCGUGCGGGGAAUGUGGGAAGAGCUUCAGGUCAAACUCUGAACUGAUCAGACACCAGAGGAUCCACACAGGGGAACGGCCCUAUGACUGUGGGGAGUGCGGGAAGAGCUUCAGCCGGAGCUCCAACCUGAUCAACCACCAGAGGAUCCACACGGGGGAGAGACCCUAUGAGUGUGGGGAGUGUGGGAAGAGCUUCACGUCAAACUAUAACUUGACCAUCCACCAGAUGAUCCACACAGGGGAAUGGCCCUAUGAGUGUGGGCAGUGUGGGAAGACAUUUAAGUCUAACUAUGACCUGAACGUCCACCAGAGGAUCCACACAGGGGAACGGCCCUACAAGUGUGGGCAAUGUGGGAAGAGCUUCAGGUCAAACUCUGCUCUGACCAUCCACCAGAAGAUCCACACAGGGGAACGGCCCUAUGAGUGUGGGGAGUGUGGGAAGAGCUUCAACCACAGGUCCUACCUGAUCAAACAUUACAUGGUUCACACAGGGAAACGACCCUAUGAGUGUGGGCAGUGUGGGAACAGUUUCAGCCAGAGCUCCCACCUGAUCAUUCACCAGAGGAUCCACACAGGGGAACGGCCUUACGAGUGUAGGGAGUGUGGGAAGAGCUUCAUGUCAAACUCUGGCCUGACUAAACACCAGAGGAUCCACACGGGGGAAUGGCCCUACGAGUGUGGGGAGUGUGGGAAGAGAUUCAGGUCAAACUCUGACGUGAUCAAACACCAGAGGAUCCACACAGGGGAACGGCCCUACGAGUGUAGGGAGUGUGGGACGAGCUUCAUGUCAAACUCUGGCCUGAUCAAACACCAGAGGAUCCACUCUGGGGAACGGCCCUAUGAGUGUCAGGAGUGUGGGAAGAGAUUCAGGUCGCGCUCCUCCCUGACCAUCCACCACAGGAUCCACACAGGGGAGAGGCCCUACGAGUGUGACCAAUGCAGGAAGAGGUUUCAGACCACCUCCCAUCUCCUCGUGCACCAGCGGAUUCACACAGAUGAGAAGCCCUUCCGCUGCCCCGAGUGUGGGAAAGGCUUCAGGGCCAAAUUCCACCUCAUCACCCACCAGCGCAUCCACACUGGGGAGAGACCCUUUGAGUGUGUGGAGUGUGGGAAGAGCUUCAGCCAGAGCUCUACCCUGGUUGCCCACGAGAGGAGGCACACCGGAGAGCAGCCCUACGAGUGUGGGGAUUGUGGGAAGAGCUUCAGCAUUGGCUGCCACUUGAUCUGCCACAAGAGGAGACACAAGGCCCCUAUGGCCCACAAGAAAUGGCCCAAUGAGUGUGGGAAAUGUGGGAAGACCUUCAGGUGGAGCUCUGAACUGAUUGUCCACGAAAGGAGCCACACAGGGGAACGGCCCUACGAGUGCAGGGAAUGUGGGAAGAGAUUCAUGUCAAGGUCCAACCUGAUUGCCCACCAGAAGAUCCACACAGGGGAACGGCCCUACGAGUGUGACCAGUGUAGGAAGACAUUUCCCACCAGCUCCAAUCUCCUUGUGCACAAGCAGAUUCACACAGAUGAGAGGCCCUUCCACUGCCACGACUGCGGGAAGGGCUUCAAGAGCAAUUUAACUCUCAUCCGCCAUUGGCGCAUCCACACUGGGGAGAGGCCCUACGAGUGUCCCGAGUGUGGGAAGAGCUUCUCACUCAACUCUAGCUUGACACGACACCAAAGGAGCCAACACUAAGGGAAGCCCUGUGAGUGCCCCAAGUGCAAGAAGAGCUUGGUGCACUGCUCCAGUUUCCAUCCCCCAUGGGAGGAUCUGCACUGGAUGAUCCCCAGUGAUUGCCACUGUGCAGAGCCCUGGUGAUCCAUGGUGCCAGUGAUCUGUGUUGAGAAGACACAUGGCUGGGGACUCCACAUCCUCCUGACUCCUUUGUGGCCUGGAUUACUUUCAUUUCUCUUUGUCCUUCCAAACACCCCAAAAAUAAAAAAUAAAGAUUUUGAACAAAGGUGUGGAUGGGGACAUGGGGGAAUCUUCCAGGGGUGUGGGGGAUGCUGGGUGCCAGGGAGUUGAGGCUUCCUGGCAGGGAUUUGGGGACUGCUCAGGGCUGUGGGCUCCCCAGGUUGAGCGGCUCUAGUUCCCAGUCCCCUUGCUAUAUUCCUGUUUCUAUCCCACUCCCACUUUCCUAAUCCCCAUCCCAUAUUCCCAUUCCUGAUCCACACUCCCUGUCCCCAUUCCCCAUCCCAUUCCUGGUCCCUGUCCCCUCUUGCCCGAUUUCAAACCUGACCUGCUGCCUGCAAUUGCCAAUUCAAUUGCCAAUUCAAUUGCCAAUUCAAUUCCCAAUUAAUUUAUCCCUGCAGGGUCCUUUCCCAGCAGUGCCCAGAGCUGGCAGAAGCUUGGCCGCACGUCCCAAAAUUCCUCCUCCUUUGGUGCCAGGACUGGGAUCUGGGCCCAUUCCCAAUCACCAAUGGAUCCAUGCCAAUUCCUGGGAUCUGUGUCACUGUCACUCUCACUGUCACUGUCAUUAUCACUGUCACUACCAUUAACUCUGUCGCUGUCAUUGUCAUUAACACUGCUAGCAUAGGGUUAAAAUGUUUCUAAACUCAUGGAAAUUGUAUAGAAUAGAUUCAGGGUGUGGAAAGAAAGGUUAGGUCUGGAAGGCCUGGGAAAGGGAACUAGGCCUUGGGAACAAAUGUUGAGCUUUGUUUUUAGUGGAUCAUGUGAAACUGGACCUGCAUAAUCAUCAGAUGAUAGAUGAUUAUGAUUGUUAAAUGUAAUGAUUGUUUGGUAAUUGAGUAUGAUUAUUGGUCAGUCGUAAUGAAAAUUAUGAGAAACGAUGUAAUUGUAAGAAGAACCAUGAGAAAGGACGUUUGGGAGACCUAAUUAAAAUAACAAGAAUUCAUGUUUGGAUAAGAUCAAUGUAUACAAUAGAACAAUAGGGGUUUAAUAAUUAAUAUAGAGUUCUAUAAAGAGAAGGGUAUAAAAACACGUUCAUCUCAAACCUAUCUCAAGGUCAGAUCUGGGUCCGUCUGUACCCCUGAUUCCCAGAGCUCUUCAAUAAAAGCAACAGCAUAUAAUCAUCCUGUGAUUAUGUGUUUCCACGCUAACAACGUGAUCACUGUCACCAUCGCUGUUAUUGCCACUGUCACCAUUGCUGUUAUUGUCACUGCCACUGUCACUGCCGUUGUCACUGAGUCAUUGUCACUGUGGCAUUGUCACUUGCUGGCUGCCUCCAAGGGCCUACAGAUGGACAGGGUGACAGCCAAGGGACACAGGGACAGAUGAGGGACACUAAGGGGACACAAAGAGGACACUUGGGGACACUGGGGACACCCAGGGGGCGCUCAGGGGACCCUUGGGGACACGUGGGGACACUGACGGUGACACAAGGUGUAGCAGUCAGGGAUUUUGUGGUUCAGUAGCGUUUUGAUGUUGAUGGCCUUAAGCUGGAACUCUGCGGUGACAUUGAUCAGCCUGAGGGGACAAAAAACAACACAGGAGGCCCCAAAAUCCCCCACAAAAACCCCAGAACUCCUCCUGACAAAAAAGGGAAAAUUCCACUUUGGAAAACCAUUAAAAGAGGGAAAGUUCCACCUUGAAAAACCAGUGAAAAACAGAAAAAUCAGCUCCCAAAA
Messenger RNA from Hirundo rustica (Barn swallow), 4476 nucleotides. Its product is annotated as zinc finger protein 260-like. The coding region runs from base 503 to 2584 and encodes 693 amino acids. NCBI's taxonomy places the organism in Eukaryota, Metazoa, Chordata, Aves, Passeriformes, Hirundinidae. The transcript has 3 exons. Gene Ontology annotation, biological process: regulation of immune system process; regulation of cytokine production; negative regulation of transcription by RNA polymerase II. The record is from RefSeq and is a predicted model, not a curated record.